Messenger RNA from Andrographis paniculata, 1305 nucleotides. Its product is annotated as autophagy protein 5. The coding region runs from base 99 to 1184 and encodes 361 amino acids. The transcript has 8 exons. The record is from RefSeq and is a predicted model, not a curated record. Gene Ontology annotation, biological process: C-terminal protein lipidation; nucleophagy; autophagosome assembly. Gene Ontology annotation, cellular component: cytoplasm; phagophore assembly site membrane; Atg12-Atg5-Atg16 complex. Lineage: Eukaryota; Viridiplantae; Streptophyta; Magnoliopsida; Lamiales; Acanthaceae.
UCUGCCGUGGUUCCCUUCCCUAGUCAAAACAGCGGGUGAAGGUUCGUUCAAUAGUCUAUGACUCCAUCGGCGCGAGAAAGAGAUCACAAAACACGCUAAUGGCAAUGGGCCAUAAAGAAGGAGGGACAGAGGCGCAGCGGUACGUCUGGAGAGGCGCCAUUCCGCUUCAGAUUCACCUCCACGAUUCCGAAGUCACCACGCUUCCGCCGCCUCCGCCAGCGUUGGUAUUGGCCCCGCGGAUAGGGUAUUUGCCUCUUUUAGUGCCUCAGAUUAAGCCAUUCUUUAGUGGUUCUCUUCCACCCGGAGUAGACACUGUCUGGUUUGAGUACAAAGGACUGCCGCUUAAGUGGUAUAUACCCACGGGAGUACUUUUUGAUCUUCUCUGUGCGGAACCUGAAAGGCCAUGGAACUUAACUAUACACUUUAGAGGAUAUCCAGGGAAUAUAUUGACCCCAUGUGAAGGUGAGGACAGUGUAAAGUGGAGCUAUAUCAAUGCUUUGAAAGAGGCAGCAUAUAUAAUCAAUGGAAACUGCAAAAAUAUCAUGAAUUUGUCUCAAUCUGAUCAGGCUGAGCUCUGGCGUUCUGUUUUAAAUGGUCAUCUGGAAGCUUUCUGUCAUAUUUCACAGAAACUUAAACUUGACGUUAUUAGAGACGACUUUUUCCUCAAAGUAAAGGCUUCUGGGUCAAAGUCUCAACAAGGGAAUAAUAACUUGGAGGCUACUGGAACAACCAGGACAGGUAGAAUUCCUGUUCGGUUAUACAUACGGACUAUCGAUGAAGAUAUAGAUGAGUUAGAAGAUGCCCAGACGGUUGAUAGUUGGGAAAAAGUAUCAUACAUAAAUUGCCCUGUUGAGAUUCACGGUGAAGGAGAAUGCUUUACAUUGCUCGAUGCGUUAAAAUCACUAUUACCCGAACUAUUCUCAGUGGAAUCCCCUCCGUCAUGUGGAGCAGAAGACGAGGGUGAACAAAGAUCAGAUGGGAGCAGCUCAAAAAGCCCCAAAGAAACUGGGGAGGGUUCGAGGUUAGUCCCAGAUGGCAGUGAGAUGAAGGUGAUUCGUAUUCAGGGAAUUGAGCCACAGCUCGAAAUUCCAUUUGGGUGGGUGGUGAACAACUUGAUGAACCCUGAGUACUACCUUCAUAUCUGUUUAUUCGUAAAAGUUGUCGAACCAAACAACUUAGAAUAGCGCAUGUGCUCGCGCACUCGCUGCUUAUUUCAUUUGUUAUUCAUUAACUGGAAAUUAGAUUUAUUUCUGUAUAGACAGACAGACCGGGGUAAGUAAAUAUCUAGGAUGAUUGUCUCUCUCA